GGGGUAAAAUCGCCAACUGGUCUUUCUCGAUCUCUGUGGGAACCGAACCAUCUAUCGACUCUCGCGAGCUCUCUUGUCUCCUCUGCUGCGAUCUCUCUCCUCUUCUCUCUAUCAGCGCACCAAAUUGUGAGACUUUUGGCGGGAAAAAUGUCGGGGAAAGGAGCUAAAGGAUUGAUAAUGGGGAAACCCAGCGGUAGCGAGAAGGAUAAGGACAAGAAGAAACAACCCAUCACCCGUUCUGCUCGAGCUGGUCUUCAGUUCCCUGUAGGAAGGGUGCAUAGGCUGUUGAAGACAAGGUCCACUGCUCACGGGAGGGUCGGAGCAACUGCAGCUGUUUACACCGCAGCGAUACUUGAGUAUCUGACCGCAGAAGUUUUGGAGUUGGCUGGUAACGCUAGCAAGGAUCUCAAGGUGAAACGUAUCUCCCCGAGGCACUUGCAGCUAGCGAUUCGUGGAGAUGAAGAGCUCGAUACUCUCAUCAAAGGAACUAUAGCUGGUGGUGGUGUUAUCCCUCACAUCCACAAGUCUCUCAUCAACAAAUCCGCCAAGGAAUAAUAGAUUCUUAACCACUCGCCCUUACUUCUCUGUUUCUUUUAAGUAUCUCUCUCGAGAGAGAGUCUGUGUUUGAUAAAAGAAGAGACGCUAGUGAGAGAGCUCUUUGUUUAGGAUGGAUCUCUUUGUGUUAUGCCUAUGUAUUUGAUGAUUAUCUAAAACUCAUUUUCUGACUAGAAGCUUGUAAGCAAAUCAGUGGGUAAAGAUUUGUGUGUUUUCUCUGAA
Messenger RNA from Raphanus sativus (radish), 777 nucleotides. RefSeq names its product probable histone H2A variant 3. The transcript is spliced from 2 exons. Gene Ontology annotation, cellular component: nucleosome. Bases 148 to 555 code for a protein of 135 amino acids. Gene Ontology annotation, molecular function: structural constituent of chromatin; DNA binding; protein heterodimerization activity. NCBI's taxonomy places the organism in Eukaryota, Viridiplantae, Streptophyta, Magnoliopsida, Brassicales, Brassicaceae. The record is from RefSeq and is a predicted model, not a curated record.